AUGCGACCACCGUUGCCUCGUCAAACACCUCCACCACUGUCUCCGACCAUGGCAUCAUCUUCUCUGUGUCCGAUCACCGGUCCAUGUACACGAUCCAAAACUCAGAGAAACAAAAAGGCACUGAUUCCAAGUUUCGCUGACCUUCCAUCAAGCCUUUUGGAAACAAUAAUGUCUCGUACUGUGUUAAAAGAUAACAUUCGUGCAUCUGCUGCAUGCAAGUCUUGGCAUGAAGCUGCAGUAUACGUACGAGUUGUGGAAAAGCAUCCAUGGCUUAUGUGCUUUCCUAAACGUGGUGGCAAUAACUUGUUCGAACUCCGCGAUCCACUGCAAUCCAAGUCUUACACAUUGAAACUGCCAGAGUUACCUAAUAACUCCACCGUGUGUUACUCAAGAGAUGGUUGGUUACUUAUGCGUAGAUCCAUCUCAUCAAACGAGACCUUCUUCUUCAACCCGUUUACUUGGGAGCUCAUAAGCUUGCCUAAGCUUGACCGAAAUCUUAAGGAGGCUGCAUUCUCUUGUCCUCCUACGUCGGAUAAUUGUGUGUUGCUAGCGUUAUGCUAUAAUCUGGGAUACAAUCUCGCUUUCAGAAUUUGGCGUCCUGGAGCAACUCAGUGGAUUGAUACUAGUGUGGUGCUUGGAUCGCUUGAGAUGCCGAGGCACGGCAAGCUUGUCUACCUCGAUGAUCGAUUCUAUCUCCUUAACUUGAAAGGAGGAUACUGGUUGUGUUCCUUUCAUCCAUCUUCCGACAGAUGGGAGUUUCGUCAGACUACGUGUCUUAAUGAUCAUAAUAACGAUGGUCCGCGUCAGCUACAUGGGCCGAACAAGAAAACAUAUCACUUGGCGGAGAAGAGAGGAGAGCUCUUUCUCAUGGUUACAUGCGGCAAAGAGAAGCCAAAGGUGUAUAAACUAGUCUCUAGUGAAUGGAAAGCGAUGAGUGACGCUGAGCUUGAUGGCUUGACGUUCUUUGUCAGUAUAUAUAGCUGUGAGGUGAGAAGUAAUCUCCCAGAGAUGAGGAACAAUGUCUACUUCUCAAGGUUUGGUAACAACCGCAAGCAUUGUGCUUACUACUCCUUUGAUGAAAGCAGGUACGUUCGGUACAAUGAAUCGCUUCUGUAUAAUUUAUGGCGCCACCGCGGGCUUGAACUUUGUCCUCCUCGUAGCAUCUGGAUCGACCCGCCAAGCAACGUUUUAGACUAUUUUGUUAGUGAGAGUGUUGCAUGA
This is a messenger RNA of Microthlaspi erraticum, 1221 nucleotides long. Lineage: Eukaryota; Viridiplantae; Streptophyta; Magnoliopsida; Brassicales; Brassicaceae. The record is from the annotation of a GenBank genome assembly.